Messenger RNA from Ctenocephalides felis (cat flea), 2751 nucleotides. Its product is annotated as transmembrane protease serine 9-like. The coding region runs from base 1 to 2751 and encodes 916 amino acids. The record is from RefSeq and is a predicted model, not a curated record. Gene Ontology annotation, molecular function: serine-type endopeptidase activity. The transcript has 21 exons. Gene Ontology annotation, biological process: proteolysis. NCBI's taxonomy places the organism in Eukaryota, Metazoa, Arthropoda, Insecta, Siphonaptera, Pulicidae.
AUGGGAGAUGAACCUGAAUACUACACGGUUGCUUUCAAUACAACAACUUUAAUUGAAUCUCCAAACACCGUUUCAAUGAAAGUAAAACCAGUUGGAUCAUCAAACAAGACUAUUUCAGAUAUAACAAUAAAGUUGAACACUAAUCCAGUAAAGGAUCAUACCAAUUGUACAGUAAUAGGAUGGGGCGAUACAUAUGAGGGUUCGCAGGCAGGAAGCCCUUUUCUUCAAUAUGUAGAAAUACCAAUUAUUCCUAAAACAGAAUGUGUAAAAAUUUAUAUGAAUUUAUUAAAUAGUGACAUGCUUUGCGGUGGAUUACCAGGAAAGGACUCUUGUCAAGGAGAUUCGGGUGGUCCUCUUGUAUGCAAUAAUAAAUUGGCUGGAAUUGUUUCAUUUGGAGAGGGCUGUGGUAAAAAUCCAGGCGUUUAUACCGAUGUAUCGCAUUACUUAGAAUGGAUAAAAGAUGCACAAAAUAAUGCUUAUAUUAUAAGGCAGUCUCAUGUGUCCUUACAAUAUUAUGGGCAACACAUAUGUGGAGGUAGUUUGAUUCGAAAUGACACUGUACUGACAGCAGCCCAUUGCGUGGAAGAUACGAAGCCUGAUCACUACAAAGUAGCUGCAGGUAUUUUCAGAUUAAAAAAUAUUCCAAAGAAUAGCAUAAUGAAAGUGACCAAAAUUGUCAAACACAAAAUGUACGGCAUCAACGAAUCUUACAUGCACGAUAUAGCAGUACUAAAAGUAAAUGAAAUCGUACAAGUAAAAACUAGGACGGGGCAUUCUGGUAAAAUAAUACAAUUAAAUGACAAGCCGGUUAAAGAAGGAGCUAAUUGCACUGUCGUGGGAUGGGGAGAUUUGUAUCAGGGAUCAAACUAUGGCAGUGAUGCACUACGUUUCGUUAAUAUUUCUAUAGUUUCAAAAGUAUCGUGUGCCAAAAUAUAUCAGUCGCUAUUAACUAAUGAUAUGUUAUGUGCAGGUCAAGGUGGCAAAGAUUCUUGUCAGGGAGAUUCAGGAGGGCCACUCGUGUGCGACAAUAAACUAACAGGUAUUGUUUCUUUUGGAGCAGGCUGUGGCGAUGUACCUGGUGUAUAUACCGAUGUCUCACAUUACUUAACAUGGAUCAAAAAAGCUCAAAAUGAUGGAAGCUAUUCAAAACACUUGGAAACAAAAAUUAUUGGAGGUGAAUUUGCAAGAGAAGGCCAAUUUCUAUUCCCAGUAUCACUUAGAAAAUUAAACAAGCAUAUUUGUGGCGGGGCUUUAAUUCGAAAUGACACAGUGUUAACAGCUGCUCAUUGUGUGGAAGAUACGAAUCUUUCCCUUUACACCGUGGCAGUCGGUAUUCUUGAAAUCUCGCAAGCCAAACCAAAUGAUAUAUUGAAAGUCAGGAAAAUAAUUUCACAUGAAAAAUAUGACAAAAACUUGUUCCAACAUGAUAUCGCUGUGUUGAAGAUUGAAACUGUGGAUGGAUUAGCCCCUACGCAUAAGGGAAGAACAAUCAAAUUAAAUGAAGAUAAAGUUAAAGAUCACACUAAUUGUACUGUUAUGGGCUGGGGAGUUGUAAGAACGGCAACUCCUCCAAUAGCGAGCCCAUUUUUGAAAUAUGUUUUUGUACCAAUCAAUUCUAGAGUAACAUGUGAUAUGAUAUACAGCAAAACGUUUACUGAAGACAUGUUGUGUGCGGGUACACCAGGAAAAGAUUCGUGCCAAGGAGAUUCUGGCGGACCUCUAAUAUGCAAUGAUAAACUGGCUGGAAUCGUGUCAUUUGGAAAAGGAUGUGCAGUAUACCCUGGAAUAUACACCGAUGUUUCACAUUAUAUAUCAUGGAUUAAAAAAGCACAAAAUUCGGCAAAUGCUAAUAAUCAAUCUCUAUACUUAAUUAUUUUUACACUUGCAACGAAAUCGCAUGCUUCCAACCGCAUAGCUGGUGGUUGGGAAGCACAGACAGGAGACCAUCCCUAUCAAGCAUCCGUGCGAUAUUUACACGUAGACGCCAAGUACGGCCCUGGAACGGGGCACUUUUGCGGCGCGACAGUGCUUACGCCUACAGCGGUGUUGACAGCAGCGCACUGCGUUAACGAUGAUUCCAAAACUGUAGACAAAAGCCUUAUAAUGGUGGCAGCUGGUUCAUUGGAUUUAAAUGAUACGGAAUAUACAUCAAUGCGCACAGUCAAAUCGAUAGUAACCCAUGAAGAUUUUGAACAUGAUGGAUGGUUUAAUGAUUUGGCCAUUAUUUUUCUAUCAACGCCAUUGAAUCUUGAAAAUUCCAAUGUAUCAGCAAUUGGUAUACGACAAGAACCAGUAAGUGCAGGAAGCAAUUGCACAGCCAGUGGUUGGGGAUCUACGGAACCUUUAGAAGAAGAUCAAGAUAAUUCAGACUUAAUCUUCUACACGAGUCAAACCUUGCUAGCUGUGGAUCUCCUAGUUUGGGAUAAGGAAGAUUGUGAAAAAAUAUAUAAUCGCAAACUGCAUGAAGGAAUGAUGUGUGCAGGUCAUGAAACAGUCAUCAAAGACACGUGCCCGGGUGAUUCUGGUGGUCCCCUAGUCUGUGAUGGUUUACUAACUGGAAUAGUAUCAUUUGGUAAGCAAUGCGGGCAACUUGGAGUACCAGGAGUAUACACAAAUGUUGCUGAUUAUUGGCAAUGGAUUAACGAAACUCUAAAAAAUGGUGGAAGUAGUAUGAAUGCUCCAGAAAUACAAUACAUUUACAAAAUGUUGAUAGCUACAAUAACGUUGAUUUGCGUUCUUAUCCUAAUUUGA